Messenger RNA from Nakaseomyces glabratus, 489 nucleotides. RefSeq lists its product as uncharacterized. Lineage: Eukaryota; Fungi; Ascomycota; Saccharomycetes; Saccharomycetales; Saccharomycetaceae. The record is from RefSeq and is a predicted model, not a curated record.
AUGGAUCAGAAGAGUGAGAACAGACGGCGGUUCCAGGACAAGCAGCGGUUGAAGCGGGCCCACCAGACACCCAGUGACCGCAAGUACAGGAAACCUGUGGAGCAAGUACGAGAGGAGAAAGUACUGCCAUCCAAUCACGAGCGGUAUGUGGAUAUCCCGAUCGACCAAGGUGAGGAUAUCACCAAGUAUACAGAGCUGACUAAAAAAGUACGCGCCACCACAGAACCCCACACUGCGGGACCGGAACACCAGCAAUACACUUCCAGACAGAUUCAGAGUAUGGGCACCGAUGAGCUUAAUGCCCUUCUACGGAACAACGUGGUACAUAACGUAGAGAAUGAUGAUAAUUCACACGUACCAGCUGAGCAUAAACGUGAGAGACCAGGUACUCCGCAAGCAAAAGAAACGGUCAGUGUCAGUGUCAAUAAGCCGUCGUUAGUACCAGAGGAACUAGCUGGAGAUGAGUACUUCCUGGACUCUAUUCUAUAA